GAGAAAAUUUUAAUCAAGAAGUUAUUAGCUCGAUAUCAUUCACAGGGUAAAACUGGUCGACCAAUAGUUAAUUUUAAAGAUAGUUUAACAGUCAAUUUUAGCCUGUCUUUAAUACAAGUAUUGGAUGUAGAUGAACAAAAUCAAGUUUUAAAAACCAAUAUAUGGUACCAUUACGUAUGGAAAGAUAUACUACUAACGUGGAACCCUAAGGAACAUGAUAAUAUAACCAGCAUCAGGGUACCCGCUGAUUACAUUUGGUUACCAGAUAUUCUGUUAUAUAAUUUUGCUGAUGAUAGAUUAAAAGAACAAAGAGAAGCUCUAGUUGUUGUUCAACAUACUGGUAAUUUAUUGUGGAUGCCACAAGCCAUUUUAAACAGUUCAUGUUCAUUUGAUACCCUAUAUUUCCCUUUUGAUGAACAAACAUGUUAUCUAAAAUUUGGAUCAUGGACUUACAGUGGCGAUCAGUUAAAUGUGGAAUUUUUACUCGGCCAAGAUAAAAUGGAUUUACAUGAAUAUAUGAAAAGUAAUGAAUGGGAUUUGAUUGAUAAUUCAGGAAAACGAAAUGUAAAAUAUUACUCCUGCUGUCCUGAGCCUUACAUAGAUUUAACUUUCAAACUCAGUUUUAGACGUCGAGUGGCAUUUUAUACUUUUAUAUUAAUCUUACCAUGUGGUCUCUUAUCCUUAUUGACUUUAGUGAUAUUUUGGGUUCCCCCCGAGUCGCCAGCCAAGCUGCAAUUAGGAAUGAAUAUAUUUCUUGCCUUUUUCGUCCUGUUAUUAUUAUUAGCUGAUUAUACUCCGAGAGCAGCUACUACCAUUCCGUUGAUAGGAUCAUAUUUCUGUCUGAGUAUGGUAAUGAUAACAAUGUCAACUGUUCUUGCCUGUAUAAUAGCCAAUAUGUUUUUCCGUGGUGUACGGGUCAAUAGAGCUCCACAAUGGCUGAGAUCGUGUGUAUUUGAUGGUAUUGCGAGAGCCAUGUGUCUUGGUGAUAUGAUUAAUGAGGUUCAGAGAGAAUACAAUUCUCAUAGGAAGGUGUGGAAAUCUUAUGUCACAACAGAACCUGACGACGAAGACUCCGAGAUGGCCUCCAAUCCUGUAUCUACGGAAGUGAGUGCAAUUAAAGAGAUAAUGAGCAGAUUUGAUGAAAGAUCUAAUAAUGCUGAUAUUAAAAAGAGAAAUACGGAAGAAUGGAGAAUAAUAGCGUGUGUUGUUGACCGAAUAUUCUUUGCCUUUUAUGUGUUGAUCAACAUUAUUGGUAUUGCGGUCAUUUUGGUAAAAGGCAACGUGGCGUAUUAG
Molecule: messenger RNA, 1293 nt
Organism: Lottia gigantea (owl limpet)
Lineage: Eukaryota; Metazoa; Mollusca; Gastropoda; Lottiidae
Exons: 7
Biological process (GO): monoatomic ion transmembrane transport; signal transduction; chemical synaptic transmission
Cellular component (GO): synapse; neuron projection; postsynaptic membrane
Molecular function (GO): acetylcholine-gated monoatomic cation-selective channel activity; transmembrane signaling receptor activity
Source: RefSeq, a predicted model, not a curated record